GGGUCCGCGGCCAUGUGAUACAUUCGCUGAGCGCAGGAUAAAGCUGGGCCAUGUUGCCUUUAAUGGCCGGGAUAUGCUAGGCGGAGAAAUCAGCCCGUUUAUACCUUUACCUUGUUGAAUCAAUACGUGUUAAUUUUUCGUAAACAAAGCAAUAUUUAUACCUACACAAGCCGCGUCUUUGUAUAUGCUGUAAAUUUGUACUAAAAUGCCCAGACCGCCAACCAAGUGGAGCGAUUACUCCGCGUUUCGGGAUGUAGUUAGAGGCACACGAUUCAUCCCCUUCAAAACACCCUACAAAGAGAGAGUGCGCGGUGAAAACUUCAAUGUUGAGGUGCUCAUGCGAAAAAUGGGCAACCUAGGAUUCGUCCUUAACCUUGUCAAAACCGAUCGAUACUACAAUCCGGCAGCGUAUAAACGGAAUGAUAUCAAAACAUUUCACAUUAGGCUUGAAGGCCAUGGUCAAGUGCCAAGACCUCAGGAAAUGGAAAAAAUCUUCGCCACACUUAAGCAGUAUAUGAAUAUGGAAACGGAUGAAACCAAGUUAAUAGGUGUUCAUUGUACGCACGGCGUUAACCGAACAGGAUACGUGAUAUGCCGGUAUAUGAUCGAGAAACUGGGCAUGACGCCACAAGACGCGAUCAAUCGUUUCUGCACGGCCCGUGGCUACAGAUUCGAUCACCCCGAGUUAGAAGAAGAUUUGUUAAAAUAUAAGCCUUCGAUCGAUGAGGAGGCCCUUGCGUUCCACUCAAUUGGCGGCAAAAUUACUCCGAGAUUCACAAUGGACGGUAUCUACCUCGACGUAGACGAAGCAUUACGAAGAAGGGGUAUGAAACAGCAAGAGACAUCUGGAGCAGACAAUAACGUCGAAGAUAACGACAUACACCAUCCAACUGAUGAUAAGCAGAUCGAACGGCCUGAUAAUGAUCGCCAUAAAGAAAGACGCGACUUUGACAGAUAUGGUAACGGAGAGGAUCCGGAGUGGCUUGAAAAAUAUUUGGGGCCUCGAAGAUUACGUCAUUCCUAUCAUUCCGUAACGCACGGGCUAUGCGAUGACGAAAUUAGACGAUAUCUUGGUCCAGAGAGAAGAACCAUUCUUGAGGAGUAUUAAAUAAUUCUGUUUCUCAACAGCACAUACCAUGAUUCGUUAUUAUCGGGGCCUCUGAAAGUAUCUGAAGCUGUAAUUAAAGAUGUCUUCUAUUGUUAAUGUUUCUUCAUAAUCGAAGAAAGUCGAUCGAGGCAAACGCCUUCUUCAUGCCAUAUUUGUUUAGAAUAAUUAAUAGACCUUUUGAUAUGUUAUUACGGCUCAAUAAACUCUGAGCUAUCUUUUUGUUUGCAGCGCAAACAUAUAGGAUCCAGUGGCUUUAAAUAAAGCUUGUCAUUGAAAAGAAACCCCCAAUAGCAUUAGAAAUCGAUUACGCAUCCUACGACAUGUAAUCUCCUCGAUCACAAGCCUGUUGCAUAUAAUAAUAAAAUUAUCAAAAUGCAUAGCCACUAGUGGUAGUCUCAGCCCGAAUAUUUGUUUUUCAAAUGUCCAAACUUACUUCAGACUACAAAUAUCCAGCACAAAGGUAAGUGUAGGAAACACUACAGCUGAUACUUAGAGCCACCGAAUCCUUCGACCUAAACUAUUGUCUGACGCAAAUUGCAAUUGUUUUUUUUUCUAAAUAUAUAUACAUGUAUACAUGUCAGUAUUUCGGGCCGGUACUGGCAACUUUUUGACGAAUGAAGUUCGUAACUGAUUUAAUAUAGCACAUUAAAUAUUUAGUGGGUACAUAUGGAAUAUUAGCAAACGACAUUUCGAUUGUGAAGUAAAAUGAGUUUAUACUUUAAUAAAGUAAAGGCCACUCUAGUCUGCUCUCUGGAGUGUUCAGCAGGA
This is a messenger RNA of Varroa destructor (honeybee mite), 1876 nucleotides long. Its product is annotated as RNA/RNP complex-1-interacting phosphatase homolog. Gene Ontology annotation, molecular function: mRNA guanylyltransferase activity. Gene Ontology annotation, biological process: dephosphorylation; 7-methylguanosine mRNA capping. NCBI's taxonomy places the organism in Eukaryota, Metazoa, Arthropoda, Arachnida, Mesostigmata, Varroidae. The record is from RefSeq and is a predicted model, not a curated record.